Molecule: messenger RNA, 656 nt
Organism: Corythoichthys intestinalis (scribbled pipefish)
Lineage: Eukaryota; Metazoa; Chordata; Actinopteri; Syngnathiformes; Syngnathidae
Product: essential MCU regulator, mitochondrial-like
Exons: 2
Coding region: 43-315 (90 amino acids)
Biological process (GO): calcium import into the mitochondrion; mitochondrial calcium ion homeostasis
Cellular component (GO): mitochondrial inner membrane; uniplex complex
Source: RefSeq, a predicted model, not a curated record
UGUUCCGCAUUGCUGCCGUGCUUCAUCCAAACGCGGUUUAUCAUGGCGUCGGCCUUGGGUCGUUUUGGUUGGGGUUCAGCUCUCAAAAACGUCCUCGCAUCACCGGUAACCACCGUGACAGCGCGCCGAACGGCUGUGUGCUCUUCUUCUGGGGCCAUUCUGCCCAAACCCAAAAAGACCCCAUUCGGCAUUUGGCGGAUUGCGGCGGUAGUGGUGCCCUUCUUGUAUGUGGGGACUCGAAUCAGCAAGAACUUUGCCGAGCUCUUGGAGGAACACGACAUCUUUGUCCCAGAGGACGACGACGACGAUGAUUGAACCAAGAAAAUCAAGUAUAUUGGCGCCAGGUAGUUGAUGCGUUGAAUGACAUCACGUACAUAUAAACACUCAGUCUGUAACUAAUACGUUUACCCUCAAUUUAUACUGCUAGAUCAAAUUGAUGCCAAAAAAGUUAUUCAAGCGAUUACAGUAUCGUUUGAACGGCAACAGGUAAAUUGUUCCUUCUGCCAUCUAGUGGAAGACGACUGAAAUAUUCUGACAGGCACUGACCUAAACAUGAGUAACACAGAAAGAUGAACAAAUAUAUAUUUGUCGUCUAAAGUCAUGUCUUGACAAUUAUUAAGCACAGCCAUUUUUUUUUCAAAUGAUCUUUUCUUUUU